Messenger RNA from Periconia digitata, 2407 nucleotides. The record is from the annotation of a GenBank genome assembly. NCBI's taxonomy places the organism in Eukaryota, Fungi, Ascomycota, Dothideomycetes, Pleosporales, Periconiaceae.
CAAUGUCCGUGUAAUCUAUCUCAUCACACUCUUGGUGACGGUCGGAUGUCUGAUAUAAGAAACCCGGACACACUCAGGCUAACCAGUCAGGCUGCUGCCGACAUGCGAUUCUCCAUGCCCAGUGCACCUGAGGCACGUCGUGGUUCAAAACGCGCUUAUCAAACCGCCAAGGUGUCGCAGCAUCCGCGACCGGCCAAUCACCACCCACGACCCUUAAACGUCACAUUGCGGGCUCGAAACCGAUUUGCUGCUUUUUGGAAUUGAGCGUUGUCUUUUGCGUGAGGCGGAAAAGAGGCUCAGUUUCAUGCGCGGCCCUCUACCGCUCCUCCACGAUGCUGAUUUGCCGCUCAGGCACCGCCCCUCGGAUUCCCAUGCAUCCCGUCGCCGGUUGGAGAACGCUCCCCUGCCAUUGUGACGUUGGACAUGUCCUGGAUUGAUCCACUAUGGCGAAUGCUGGGGUGCCAUGGCUUUCCAGUAUAGAUCUGGUCUUGGGUCGCGUGCUUGGUUUGGUUCUUCUUUUCCUCCUUCACUCUUCUUGGUUGUUCAUGCUUUGAUCGCCUUGAACCACCUUUUUCUCCUUGGGUUUCGUUCUUUUUGUUCUCUUUUCUUCCUCCGUUGAGCGGAUUGAUUGAUUGUUCGGGUUUUCAUUCUAUCUAGUCCUGGAGACUUUUCUGUUCGCUCUGGGUGCUUUUAAUUGUCGUGGAAUGAGCAUUCUUUCGGUCCUUUCAACCUAGACAUUGAGUUAAUAACUACCUACCCCUCUCAUCAUACAAGAUGGGGAUCCAGCGUCGCUUUCGGCCAGCGCCGAUCAGGGUCAUCAGGAAGAGACAGGAGCCUGCUGCCACUGAAGAAGGAGGGGAGCCAGAUUCCCCUGAGUCGCCAGAUUCUCCCGGCAUGUCCAGCGCAUCUUCCGUCGAUUCCAGUGACAGCGAAGAAGAAGGAGAGGAAGAGAAGGAAGAGGAAGCUCCAUCGCCUACCGCCACCGAAGCCGUAGCUGCACCGGCUGUAUCUGAGUCUGGUGCUCCUGCUGCAAUCAGCUCGAGCGCCCCAGUGGCAUCGAUAGCCCCCGUGCCCCAGGAAAGCGCCUCUCAACCUCCCCCACCGGCAUCGAGCAGUUCAGCGGCCCCGGCAGCCAGUUCAGCAGCUCCAGCAGCUCCGCCAGCCAGUUCACAGCCUCCUCCACCGAUGCCGAGUUCCUCUGUUACUUCGUCCACAAGUUCACAGCCUGCCCCGGCAGCAUCGAGUGCUUACUCGUCCGAUAUUGUAUCGACUAUGGUUACUUCAUUCCGCGCUUUCCCAUCAGCUCAGCCAAAUCAAGCAGGUACAGAUCUAGGACAACCAAUUGAUGCAGAUGAAGGGGAGCCGCCUGACUCGCCUGACUCGCCAGACUCGCCAGCGAGCAGUGUCGGGUCCAGUCCACCGUCUAGCCCAACAGCUUCGGAAUCACCUUCAGCGAGUCAGAGUGGAGCAAGUGGUGAACUCACAUCUUCUGUGGGAAGUUCUACAACCGCACCUGAAGCUACAGGAAUGCCAUCUGGAGCAGCACCCGCGUCCUCAUCGCAAGCCGGUCAAACAGCCAUGAGUACCAACCUCGGCCCAUCCCCCUCCAGCACUGUCAACCCGCAACCCGACACAGCGGGACCCGGCAGCGGCAUCAGCGAAGGCCAAACCCAAAAAGUCGACCAAAAAUCCAACCAAAUGAGCAAAGGUGCAGAAGCAACCCUCAUCACCCUCUCGGUCCUAGGCUUCGUCGUCGCCCUCGCAGCAGCAGUCUUCUUCUUCCUCCGCCGCCGCCGCCGCCGAACAGAAGCAGCCCACCGCCACGCCUCCGACGCCUUCAACCCGGACAACACCGGCUCGCUCCACACCCCCUCCAACACGCACACCUCCACCUCCCCCCCAGCCGCCGCCUACGCCCCGCCCACCCAACACAUGACGCAGUCGUCCACAAACACCACGUCCCUCUUCGGCGCCGCCCACUACGUCCGCCCGGACACCGUCUCGACUUCCGACGCCCACUCCCGCAUCGCGAAACCCCAGCCCACGCCCAACCCCUUUGCCGACCCCGGCCGCAACAAAGCGUUUGAUCAGAUCCGCGGUCGCCCUCGUAGCACUACCCUCACGGAUCGCGGGAGCUGGGUCGAUAAUCCGUUUAAAGACCCCUUGAGCGAUCGGUUCGAUCCGUUUGGCGAGUUGCAUGAGAAGGCUAGGGCGGAGAGGGUUCGGUAUCGUGAGGAACUUGAGCGCGAGAAAGCCAGUGGCGGUGGUGGCGUAUGAAGUGAUUCCCAUUGAUUCCAAUCCAGUUCGUUGGUGGGUAGAUUGGGAAAAUCGGGGAUUCGGGGACUGUAGUUUAAGACGGAUUCGAUGACGAUUCCGUGUUUUUUGCUAUUUUGUUCGUUGCUUUGUU